AUGAUCUGUCGACAGUGCCGCUCGUCUCUUCUCUCUCGCAUACCUUCCGCCCGACCCGUAUCAGCCGCAUACUCAUACUCACAUGUCCCAUCACGACAAGCGCAACGAUUCUACAGCGCCGCAGCACCAGAACCAGCACCAACCGCACCACCAGCAGCAGCCGACCAAGCUGUACCGAAAGCCGCUCCCAAGACUGCAAAAGUAGUCAGCAGUGUUCCCGCAGGCACGAAGCUAGCUGGCUUGAACUACGAGAAGAACAAGCAGGAUCCAAUUGCGCUGGAAGACCAUGAAUAUCCAGACUGGCUGUGGACGUUGCUGGACAAGAGUGCGAAAAAAUCAGAGGCUGGAGCUGGCUCGGUUGAUGUCUCGACAAUGAACAAGAAGGCUCGUAGGAAGCAUGAGAAGAAGAUGGCUGCGCUAGCUGCUUCGCUGCCGCGUACCAUCCCCGUACACGAACAGGCUACCGACAUCACGCCCGCCGAGUACAAUGCUGCUACCGCCACGGGAGAAGCGCCUGCUGAUCACAUUGAGGUAGCCACUGCUGGACUGGCUACUCGGAGCGAAAUCACCAAGUCUGCCCGUAAUGCGAGAAGAAAGGCAAUUAAGGAGUCUAACUUCUUGCGUGGAUUGUAG
This is a messenger RNA of Nannizzia gypsea CBS 118893, 633 nucleotides long. RefSeq lists its product as hypothetical. The record is from RefSeq and is a predicted model, not a curated record. Gene Ontology annotation, cellular component: mitochondrial large ribosomal subunit. The transcript is spliced from 2 exons. Gene Ontology annotation, molecular function: structural constituent of ribosome. Bases 1 to 633 code for a protein of 210 amino acids. NCBI's taxonomy places the organism in Eukaryota, Fungi, Ascomycota, Eurotiomycetes, Onygenales, Arthrodermataceae.